UACUUUUUACUUGAUUUAUUCUUUUGUCAAAAGCCACAUUCAUCAUCUCUAUUUUCUGUUUUUUUUCUGUUGUUCUGAAAAUCAAAACCUUAAUCAUCUUUCGGACCUCGAAUUGAAUCCAAAAAAAUAAUCUUUCAGACCUCGAAUUGCAACAUCAUCUUCCAUGACUCAGCGAGCUUCUUCUUCAGCAACUCAAACCAGCAGAUUCUUCUGUUCAAGCCACUUCCGUCGUCGCCGUGACCUCCUCCAAUUCGUCACGUCUUCUUAUUCGCCGCAAAAUCACCAAGCCAAAGCUUUCUCCUCCGCAAAUCUCAGCCGUCGUCAGCUUUCAAUCCGUCACGAUUUUCUUCCCUUACGGCCAUGUCUCUCCUUUGCUUCGUCAUCGCCUGCUCCUCGAGCCACCGAGCUUUGCUCCAGAUUCCGGCGAGGAGAAGGAUCGGUCAACUCCAAGUCAAAGCUCUCCUCCUCCACGAUUGAAACCACCAUGAAGCUCCUAUUCACACAAUCAAAGCUCCAAGCCACCGUGAGAGCACCAUCUAAGUCUUCUUCUCCGCCGUUGCAGUCUGCUCCUACUCUGCGACCGCCGGCGAAUCACACCAGAGCUCAUUCACAGUCAAUCUCUGUUCAGUCGUAAUCAUUGAACAUGAUUUAUCCGACUUUUUUCUUACGGCGAUUUGGUCCCUUAGCUUUUGAUUAAUCACGAUUUUGCCCCAAUUUACAGAUACACAGAUUUUCUCUCUGAUUUUGGCUCAAACAUUUCAACUAUGCAUUCCACACUCUCAUUUAUGCAAUUAUGUUUGCAAAUGCAAUAUUAACAAUUAAAUGCUACUUUAAUAAUCUAGAUUAACUAAAUUAAGAUGCAAUAGUAACAUCUAAAUGUUCAUAUUGUACACAUACAUCUAUUUCAUAGUGUACAUAUAUACAUCAACUUCAAAGUGUACAUGUGUACACUACAUAUGUUCUUUAGAUAUUAACAAACUGCACCACAAUUGCAUACAAGAUCACAAUUAAAACAAAAUUACAAUUUGGAAACAUCAAAUGUUGGUCAUAUUCUUAUACGUCUUCAUUCCAAUAGCCACUUACGUUACAUCAUUGCAACUCUAUGUUUCUCGUACAAGUGAUAUUGUGGAAUAUAUGUAUAUGUGGAUAUUUGAUGUAGGGUGUAUAUAGUGGAAUAUGUGUAAAUGUGGAUAUUAUAAUAGCCAUUUAUGGUUUUCACCAUUGUACAUAUGCAUUGUUGUACAUGUGGAUAAGGUCAAUUUUAUGUACACAAUGUGUACAUACAUGUUAUAUUACAUUUUAAAUUUAUAUUUGUAUAUUAUAGGGAUUGGAUUGAACAAAUAAAAGUUUUAGGACAAUUAAAAAAGAUGUAUCUGAAAGUUUGAUAGUUUGGGUCAAAUUGAUAAUAACCUUAACAAAUAAAGAACCAAAUGUGAAAAUAUGAGAUUUGGCCAUUGUUGCUCGAGCUUCACCGUACAGCACCACAGUGGAUUCCGACCAUCAAAACCACCACGACAUACUGUCACAGCGCGAGGUGGAUGAGUUGCGGAGCACGACAUGGAGGAGGAAGCUUGGUCGUGUGAAGGAGAAGACUACCGAGAUCGAGCUUGGCUUAGGUUCAUCGGGGUCACAGAUGAGGACCAAGAAGCACGACGAAGAAGAACUGUGACAUAGAUGACAUGAUGCACCAUGGAAGUUCUUAAAAAAUGAGUUUUUUAUAUGAAAUUAGUCGACUGAAAAAGAAAACAAGAUCUGAGAAAGAAUAGAUGAUGAAAAAUCAGUGGGUCAUACAUAUUAUAUUCUAGUUAUACUUUAGUCAGUGAUGAAUGGAAUAGGUUAAGAUAAAGUGUCCUAGAGCUAAAAGUGUUAAGAUAAAGUGUUUCUAAUAAAACUUAGAAACUGCUUCUGAGUCUAAAUCACUCAAUUCGAAACAUGAAAUAUGAAACAAACUAAAGCAACAACACUGAAAUUUAUUCUGAAAAUAAAUCAUAACAGCAAACAUCCAGCUAAAUCAGAGUCUAUCUUCCCUCCAUAUGUCAUUGACUAACUGACUUAUUUGUCCACGUCAUCAGUAUUUUGAUCUUCUGCUGCUUCCAUCAACUGUUUCCCGCGCUUCUUCUUCCUCUAAUAAGUCUUUAGAGGCAUAUGAAUACCCCCAUCCGCAAGACUGAGCUUGUCCCCAAGCUCAGUUAAUGGAAACUCUGAUUUCAAGUCCUUCGCCAACACCCAGGGGUGGACCUAGGUUACAACUAGGCGGGACAAGUGCCACAUACAGAAAUUUUAAUUUUUAUUAGUCUUAUUGAAAAAACUUAGAAAUUUAGAUUGUUUAGUCUUCAUCGUCCCAUGCACCUUUGGUUGAAAAUCAACUAUAACUACUAUAAUUUUGCUAUUUAAUACCUUUUGCCCCAUGUUAUUAUAGAGGCUAGAUCCGCCCCUGCCAACACCCGUGAAUUGUCAUGAUCCAGCAAGCCUGUCCAAUGUAUCAACAAUUCCAAACGUCAUGUUUCAUUAUAGCGAGUUGCUAAGACAUAGUGAGUUUGUACCAAAAUCUCUAGACAUAGUGAGUUUGUACCAAAAUCUCUACGACAUUUUACUGGAGGUAAUGCUGAAACUUGAUGAUAAGUUCCCAAAACAUUUCGACACAAGUACUUCGGGAGUUAAAAAGAAAAUUCAAUUUAUCAAGUUAAUUUUACUUCAGUGAAUGUAGAUCCUCCGGUUCACGAGGUUUGGCAAUAAGAUAUGGAUUCAAAGGAGCUAAAUAGGAUACUAGCUAGCUAGACGUGUACAAGUGAGGCUGACUUUGAUGCAGCCGUGUAGGUAACACUAAAUUUUGUCUAGAUAAAGAUCAGACAAUAUACCUCCGUCAAGCAAAUCUUUUAUAGAAAAAAAAAAUCAAUAUCUGUAUAUUUAAGAAUGAUAUGUAAAUUUGUAGAUUAAUUUAGAAUAAGUUAAGUUUAUGUAAUAUUUUGUGUAUAUUUUGCACAUGGAUAGUAGACUUCAAUGUAUAUGCAGAUUUUCUCCUUAUGAAUAAUGACUCUCCGUAUCACAGUUCGGCCACCUUACGUACAUCAAGAAACAGAUAAAACAUUUAAUAAAAUAAGAAUCUGAGUUUUGUUCCGUUGAUGAGUUUUAUCCUGGAGAAGUGAUAUCGAAUCUCUGCGAUGUCAAGAAUCAUAAUUCUUUUCCUUUAUCCCCAAAUUGAUUUAUGAUGAAAUUUUAUGAAAAAUAAGAACCAUUUGAAUGUCAGUAAAGAAGCCACGUAAAUCACCAAGCACAAAAAGAAAAACAAGAAUAAGAUUAUUCUGGAGAUAUACCACACGAUCUCGCGUCUGCGCAGAGGACGGUGAUGCAGCUUUUAUAAUAUUUUUCAUGGGUAAAUAUUAUCAUAUAGUAUUACUUUUACUUGUAUACAUUAUUGACUUCAUCUUGUGUGUCCUUUCCCAUUGUCAAUAUGUUUCUUUAGAAAUUAUUACAAAAUAGUGAAUAAUGUAACAUAAAAACUAGUAUAAAUUGAAUAGGUGCAAUUUCAGUUGUUAGGGUAUUCCUCAUAUAGGUUCCUUAUUUAAGAAAACAAAACGUACAUAUUCAUAUAAUAUAAGGAAAUGCAAUGUAUUUUUUUACAUGGAAAAUAAUAAUGUAAUUAUGGAAUAAAUGUGUCUUUUGACACUGAAAAUAAGGCUACUUUACUAGUGCUAAGACUGCAAUCAGUUUUCGGACUUUUUAGCUAAGACUGCUAAGACAUUUCGAAGAGAAUUACUUUUUAUUGGUUGUUCUAUUCCGGUCUGGUUACCCAGACCACCUCAAGCUUGAGUAAUAGAAUGGCCGUUCGACGUAAAAAAAAAAGACACUGAAAAUAAGGCAUCAAAGACAUGACAUUGUUCGUCCGUAUCAAAUAUUCCUCACAGUCACAUCUGAUCUAAGAGAUUUUAUUAUCUGUACGUUUUACCCAAUUAGUUGAUAGUUGCACUUUUUAUUCUCUAGCUGCAAGAGGCACAAAGGCAAGAGGAAUGAAACUCUAUAAUACUUUCGAACAUCGUCCACUAUCUCAAUUUUCAUUGUUUCUGUUUCUUUUAUCUUUCAUUAUCUUUCUGGCUACUUUACUAGUGCUAAAGUUGUUUGUCCUCGAAAAAGGCUUCAUAAGUUUAAACUCGUAACAUGAAAGCUAUAAAUAGAGGAUCCUUAUAGACCAUUCACUACAUGAAACACAUAAACUCAAAGUCACCUGGCUCUCAUCUGAACCCAGCUAGUUCACAUUCUUUCUAUAAGUUCUCUGGCUAUUCAAUUUUCAUCCGUAACCUCUCAUUUCAAUCAGAACACAACUAUUUUCUACCUCUCGAGUUUCUUCUCGAACAAACAUUAUCAUUACAACACCAAUGGAUAAGCUACAGAAGAUGAUCUCCGAGAAGUCAGUAGUGAUCUUUAGCAAGAACUCGUGCUGCAUGUCUCACACAAUUAAGACUCUCUUCAUAGACUUUGGCGUGAACCCAACGAUCUAUGAGCUCGACGAGAUCAGCAGAGGACACGAGAUAGAACAAGCAUUGGCUCAGCUUGGCUGCAGCCCAGCUGUACCGGUGGUGUACAUAGGAGGGCAGCUCGUUGGUGGAGCCAAUCAAGUCAUGAGCCUUCACCUUAAUCGCUCUCUUGUUCCCAUGCUUAAGCGCGCUGGUGCGUUAUGGCUUUAAUAAUGUAAUGAUGAAACUAGGUUUAGUGGACAAAACAAAAAUACAUACAUACAUUACAUAAAUGUGUAUAUGAGUUAUUGAUACGUCUAUCUAUGUUUUGAAAAGAUAGAUUAUGCGAGUACCAAUUUUGUAAUCUGUGGGUUUAUUUUAUAAUAAAAUCAUUUACCAUGGAUAUUAACUUUUCCAUGUUUAUAUUUUUAUACUUUUUAUAAUUUCAUAUAUGCGAUGUAUACAUAGUUCAUGAGGAGUUGAGGACUGGAAAAUUAAUAAGUACAUUUUAUUUGGGUGAAAAGGAAUCGCGGAUACAUAUGAACGACAUGCUCGAGGACAUACUAAUCUAAAAAUGGAGAUAAAAUAUUUUAUAAGCAAAAAGGAUUGUAUUCUUCCAUAUACCUUUAAGUUAAUUUAAAUGAUGACGAGUAUACUUUAAUCAAGUUGGAGUUUUGGUUUAUAAUAAGAACGAUCAAUAAAAGCUGCCCAUGUUUGUCAUCAUAUCAAGUUAGAUUCUUUGCUAGAGAAUAACCUAAAGAGAGAAAUAGCGGCUGUAUUUGCACUAGAAUCUACUUCUAGUUAAAUUACUAAACUGUAUAUAUUUACUAUUUUAUUAAUCAGAAUAAUUUAGUUGGUUUUUAUAUCACAAUCCUAACAAUUUAAGAAUAUACACUACAAGAAAACAGUCCAUUAAGGACGAAAAUUAAUGACAUCAACAUACAGUCGUAAAUUAGUGACAUCUUAAUGACACAUGAACGACAAAGAUAUACAUACGUCGUUAAUACGUCGGUAAUUAACGACAUACACAAAUGUCGGUUUUUAAUGACAUUUUAACUACACUAUAAUGUCGGCAGUAAACCUUAUGUCGCUAAACCAUCACUAAAGCAUGGCUAUAGUAUACGUCAUUACACUGUCGUAAUUUAACGACAUAUUAAUGACAUGAAGACCAUGUCGUAAACUAUUCGUCGUUAAUUUCAGUCAAAACGCACACGACUAUCACUAACAAGUAACAACAUAUUUAUAUGACGCCUGUUAGCGUCCGGUUAACGAUAAUUAUGGUAUUCCGUCGUUAGUUCAUUAGUAAUUAGCGACAUAGUAACGAUAAUUUCAAUCCCUAAACCACAAAUGUUUGUCUUAAACCUCCAAAUCUAAAAUUCAUGGUAUACUAUGUUUACUAUUUGUUAUUAUAUUAUAGCCUACUAUUAUAUAUCCAAUAUUAUUACCUUUUUCCUUCAUUGAAAAAAUCAAAUAUCACUAGCUAUUCCAAGAUUUCUAUAAGACUUAUACGAAAUAUGAUUACGUUUAUUUUUACGAUUAUUAGCAACAACUUGGUGUAAAAGAUAUUGCAUACGAACUUUACAAUGAAAUAUUAGUGUGUGCAAGAUGUAAACUUUUCUUUAUGUGAAUCUUAAAAAAUGAGUUACAGUUAUUUGGGGUUUUUAAAACGACAUAUUAACGACAUUUAACCAGCAAUAAAAUUACAAUUAUUUCUGAAUCUUUAAAAGUUUCUUAUUUCUUAUUGGCCAAUAUCUUUUUGCAAGGAUUGCUAUCUACACCCCUGAUUAGUUUUUAAUCUAAUGGUUCAUAUUUCUCCUAUCCCUUCUCCUCUCUCCUUCAGAUUUGUUUUCAGUUUCUUCACAUUGAGCUUCUUCUUUUUUUUUUUGUCACAUUGAGCUUCUUCUAUCUCAUAUUCUCUCCUCCUUCCACACUUCGAUAAUAUUUUAUUUCUUACUCAUUCACCUCAUCUCCAUAUUCUUACUCCUAUCUCCACUGCUCAUGGCUCUCCUAUCUCCACCGUUCACCUCAUCCUCUUAUCUCUACUGCUCACCUCAUCCUUUUAGAUUCACCGCUCACGGCUCUUCUUCCUCCACCGCUCAUCACUCACGACUUCCUCCUAUCUCCACCGCUCACAGCUUCUAUCGCCGCUCACUCUCUGGUUCCAUCUCUAGCUAUCAAUCGAGAUUCAAUCCCCUCAGGCUGGGAAUCCCGCCAAGCGAGACGGUCUUGAAGCGACCAGAGCAAAAUGACGACACUUCAGUCCCAGGCAUACCUUGACGGCGCAAGACAACGAAGUCGCAUGAAGAUUACUUUUUUUUUUUAGGUUUAGGUUUGUAUUGUAAUCCAUUUCAUGUUUAAACCGGUUUAGUUUGUUAACCAAAUUUAAUUGUAAACCAGAUUUUAUUUAUAAACUAAUUUUAAUUA
Brassica rapa (field mustard) is the source of this 6875-nucleotide messenger RNA. RefSeq names its product monothiol glutaredoxin-S4-like. Lineage: Eukaryota; Viridiplantae; Streptophyta; Magnoliopsida; Brassicales; Brassicaceae. The record is from RefSeq and is a predicted model, not a curated record.